Molecule: messenger RNA, 4230 nt
Organism: Synchiropus splendidus (mandarinfish)
Lineage: Eukaryota; Metazoa; Chordata; Actinopteri; Syngnathiformes; Callionymidae
Gene: puraa
Product: purine-rich element binding protein Aa
Exons: 2
Coding region: 376-1233 (285 amino acids)
Biological process (GO): regulation of transcription by RNA polymerase II
Cellular component (GO): nucleus
Molecular function (GO): RNA polymerase II transcription regulatory region sequence-specific DNA binding; DNA-binding transcription factor activity, RNA polymerase II-specific; purine-rich negative regulatory element binding
Source: RefSeq, a predicted model, not a curated record
UAAUACGUUCAUGCGUCAAGUGACAAUAUGUGUCAUAAGCAAAAAUAAAUAAAUAAACAAAAGAAACGCAGUUAUAUUUACUAGUUUUAGACUUAAUGCGCUUGUCAUUAUUGAUUUCAUCCAACAGGCCCAAGCAUCAGAAUCUAAUGGCAUUUAAUAAAUAAAAAAAACAUGUAAAUGAAUUCAUUUAUUACGUGAAUUGUGUAGCACAACUGAGCAGAAUGUAACGAAGUUUGAGGCCGACUGUCAAGUCAUUGAGAGCCUUGUUCAAUUCAGGGGUUUCCUGUUCAUCACUAAAAAGAUCUCGCGAGACUUCCGGUUGUGACUGGCCGUGGCUUUGCAGCAGACAGAGGGAGAAGGCAGGCAGGCAGCAUCAUGGCGGACAGAGACAGUGGAAGUGAGCAGGGAGGAGCAGCAACGGGCCCAGGCUACGGAUCUAUGCACCUGGCGAGCGGAGGGGCGGGCUCGGCUGCCGGGCUCCAGCAUGAGACGCAAGAGCUGGCGUCGAAGCGGGUUGACAUCCAAAACAAACGCUUCUAUUUGGACGUUAAGCAGAACGCCAAGGGCCGCUUCUUAAAGAUAGCAGAAGUCGGGGCCGGCGGAAACAAGAGCCGCCUCACUCUUUCAAUGUCCGUGGCAGUCGAGUUCCGUGACUACUUGGGAGACUUCAUCGAACAUUAUGCCCAGCUGGGUCCCAGCAACCCGGGGAUGGUACAAGACGAGCCGAGGCGGGCGCUGAAGAGCGAGUUCUUGGUUCGGGAGAAUCGGAAAUACUACAUGGAUCUGAAAGAGAACCAGAGGGGACGCUUCCUCAGGAUCCGACAGACCGUUAACCGGGGGCCCGGUUUGGGAUCCACGCAAGGCCAGACCAUUGCUCUACCUGCACAGGGACUUAUCGAGUUUCGCGAUGCUUUGGCCAAACUUAUUGACGAUUACGGAGUGGAGGACGAACCCGCAGAGUUGCCCGAAGGUUCGUCAUUGACUGUGGACAACAAACGCUUUUUCUUCGACGUCGGAUCCAAUAAGUACGGGGUCUUCAUGAGGGUCAGCGAGGUGAAGCCCACCUACCGCAACUCCAUCACGGUACCCUACAAAGUGUGGUCUAAAUUCGGGAAUACUUUCUGUAAAUACGCCGAGGAGAUGAAGAAGAUCCAGGAGAAGCAGCGGGAGAAGAGGGCAUGCGAGCUGCAGCAACAAGAGGAGAUGCAGCCGGAUGAUGGAGAUGAGGAUUGAUGGAGAACAACAAAAUAACAAUGCAAGAGUGACAAACAUAACAAGAGAAGUAUCAUUAAAAAAAACUCUACUGUAUAAAGAAAGAAAUCUAAAGGUUUAACUGUAAUGGUUUAACUCCAAGGGAGCAUCACCCACAAUAUAAGAAACCACAACCUUGACAGUUUUGACAUGUUGUCACCCAUCGCUGGAUGUUACCACCACUUAUCCACCAUUAAUACAGUAACAGGCUGCUAAACAAAGUAAUAAUGUUAUAUUUGAACAUUGUUUCCUACUUGACAAACAUUGAACUGAGUGUUAUCUCCCUUAUUAACUUUUCUACCACUUAAAAAGCUAUUGUAAAAAACAAAUGUUUGCAAUGUUCUGGGGGAUGGGGGUUCCCUUGUUAUGUGAGCUAAUGACUUCAGCACAAAUCAGAGGUUUUAAUUUUUCAAACCAAAAUUCUAAAAAGACAACUUUAUAAAAGUUUAUCACAAGUACUUACAAUUCUAUUUAUCUGUGAGUAGAGAUGUGUUUACACAUGAAAUAUGACGAGGGCUUGGCCUGCUCUGCAAACUGUCAUAGAGUAUAUAUAUAUAUAUAUGUUUAAAAGGAAAUUAUCGGCAUUUUCUUGAAAUAAGUGCUCUAUUUCUUGUGCAAUAUGCAUUACUUAUAAAUCAAAUUUAUUCACCUGGUGUGUGGAUCGGAAUGGUUGCCAGAGGCAUUUAAAGAAAUAUGAAUAUUGUACCUUUUGUUUCAGUUGAGAUUGUUGCCAUGCCAAUGGAUAUAUAAUAGACUACCUUUGUGUCUCGUCAAUGCAAUGUGUUCAUUUUAAAGGUACUAAAUGUGCAUCUGACAGAGGAAACGCAGUGACCACAUGUAGCAAAGUUGCGGGACGAACACAAGCUGAAAUCCAGUAGAGAAUCUAAGGUGUUGAUUUUAAGUUUUCAAAUUUAAAAAUGGUGCCAAGGAGCGCUGUUGCUGCAUGUUAACCUGCACUAUAUAUUUCGUUGGUUCCCCAAAAUAUUGGCUCAAGGACCCUUCCAUAUGUAUCUUUAUCUGCCUAUAUUGUACAAAUCUGAGUGAUUUCCAUCCAAAGGCUUGAUGUAGUUGUAGUGGAAGUUGUCCCUAAGUACGUGAAGUAACAUUGCGAGCGGAAAAGUUUCUCACACUUCCGCGGCCGGUCGACGUCCGUGGCUGUGUCGGUCCUCACAAGAGAGACCCAAUGUGAAGUCCAGCGUGUUACUUUGGUCGUGUCGUCGUCGCUCCACUGAGAUUUGUUGGCCCAAAUGUCUACCUGGGGGUGAUGAGAUCUUCUUUUGGUCUAAUUGUAAAUAUUUGGGCUGCCACACGGAAAACAACUGGUUCUAAUCCAGUUCUGUCGCAUCUCAUAGAUGUGUGUUAGCAGUUUUAUAAACUCCAGAGAAACUGGCAACAAUCAGAUAAUGCCAGAUUUACCUCAGCAGCGAGUUCAAUGAUUGCUCCCAAUGUUUAGAUUGACUGGAAACCAGCAACUAGACUGUCCUUGACCAUCUAUUUUUGGAUCCUGAGUGGUGAAGCUUAAAGUGAUUGGGAGCAUCCUCUUCAGCAUAUAAAAACAACCUGGUGCCUUACACACUCUGCAUGCUUACACGCUGGCCUGGUGCUUUGGAUCGCAAGUUGGCUUACUGUCGUCAUUUCCUCUUUUCUUUUUACUCGUCUUUGCAUCUCAGCCCCCUUGUGUGCAAGCGCACGGCUCGUGGUGCUAAUAAGAGUUUGUCUCAAACUCUUUAAAAAUAAGAAGCAGAGUUAUCCUUUCUGCUUUUCCUUCCUUCGUCCUCGACUCCAUUGCCAAGCCAUCCAGGUAUCGGCCUACAUGUAAACAUGGAAGCGGGUGGUCACCUAGAUGCAAGAUGAUGCAGAAGAGUCGGCUCUUCACUAGCCAAGCACAUUAGCGGAGGAGAGGAGGGGCCAACUGGAAACAUCGGUCGAGACUUGAUUUCAAAUGGUGAACAAGCUCCGCUCCUCUGGUUGAUUUAUUUGUUAUUUGGCUUUGGAAGUUCUACGUGUAUGUUUUUAAGUCGCUUAAUUAAUCGGGAGGAGUAGCAAGCAUGUCUAGUUUUUGUUCAGUUUUACAUCAUUUUACCUUUCAGCGUUACUAUUCCACAUUAUUUGUAAUUUUGGAAUGUUUUUGCCCAGAAAAUAAUAAUUAUUUUUUAUGUGCAACAUUUCAUCACUGUGUGCAAUAUCGUAUGUGCCAAUGGUGGCAAUAUAUGUAUAUCAAUUAAAUAUAUGAUUACUAUUUGAACGCAUGUGGCUCAAUUCCAUGUUUUAUUUCUCAUUUAUUUGCACUCGAAGCUCCGGUCUGGAGCUGGAAUACAGCGACCGAUAUAUUUUCCGUGUGAGGGGUCAAUGAGUUCACAGUGCCACAGUCAAUGACCCUUAAACAAGGUUUAUGUAGUUACUGAAGACGGAUUAAAAGUACCAAUUUUGUUUUCAUGUGAAACAGAAGCUUUUAAGCAGUGAAAUAUCGACAUUAGCUUCAUGCUAAUAAAAGGUGCUUCAGUCCGAUCCGAAUUAUGGUGUUUGUUCUCUCGGUUGUUGUCACUAGCACUUUUGAUUUCACAGGUAAAUAUUUACCUGACAUCUCAACGAAGAAUGUCUCUAUUUUGUACAACCUCUUUUUGUUAAAUUGGAGGGUUUUAAUGCAAUUCAUGUACAUUCAACAAAUUCUGAAUAUUUUUAUUUACCCAUAAGGGAAGGAGAUCUACAUUUAAAAAUGUCUGUUUUUGUUUUUUUUUUGUUUCAUGUUGGAAAAGAGAAAAAAAAAAUCCCAAUAUGAUGAGAAAGGUAUGUUUAAUUCCGAUGUAGUGUUGUCCACAUGUCUGGCUCUACAUUUACAAAGACACUAAUGACCAAAGCUUAAUUUUACAGCCUUGUCCGAAAACAUUGCAAUGAAAUUCACACCACGACUCCCUAGGAUAGAUCAGCGUUGUACGUGUAACCUCAGGCUGUAAAAUAAAGCUCGAUUUGAUUCUCUAA